GAUUUGGAUUCACAAACAAUAUCCAAGAAUUUCACACCUUUUGGUGGAGGAACAAGACAAUGUGCUGGGGCAGACUACAGCAGGGUAUUUCUCUCCAUGUUCAUCCAUGUCCUGGUUACAAAGUACAGGUGGAGAAAUAUCAAGGGCGGGAAGAUUCGUAGAGAUCCUCAUUUGCGAUUUGAAGAUGGCAUCCAUAUUAAGUUAUAUGAGAAGCAUUAACUAUAUAAAUCUGCAAAAUUUCAUGUUUUUUUCUAAUAAGCGUUGGUUUCAUGUACUUAAUGAAAAUAAAAUAUGAAUUUCAAAUAAAAUAUCUUUUUUUUUCAUAAA
Molecule: messenger RNA, 327 nt
Organism: Jatropha curcas
Lineage: Eukaryota; Viridiplantae; Streptophyta; Magnoliopsida; Malpighiales; Euphorbiaceae
Source: RefSeq, a predicted model, not a curated record